Messenger RNA from Porites lobata, 5346 nucleotides. The record is from the annotation of a GenBank genome assembly. Lineage: Eukaryota; Metazoa; Cnidaria; Anthozoa; Scleractinia; Poritidae.
AUGAAGACACCUGUUCUUUGCCUCUUUGUUCACUUUUGGCUCCCUCUCCUGGGCAAAGCAGCACCAAAACCCGAAUGGAUUGAGCUCUCAUACCAAUUCAACAAUGAGACCAUUUACUGGCCUACUUCCUUGGCUUUCAAGCACAUCAGACUAAGCGAAAAUUUUACCGCCGCUGGUUUCUAUUAUUCAGCGUAUGACAUCAUUACUGCUGAACAUGGGGGAACCCAUAUUGAUUCUCCGAGACACUUUGCUGAAAAUAGGUGGACCACUGACCAGAUACCUUUAGAUCGGCUCAUUGGACCUGCCAUAAAGAUAGAUAUGUCCUCCAAAGCAGCCGAGGUAAUAGUUCUUCUUCAAUUUGGGAAACUCAUGCUGUAACCCAAAACUAGUUAUGAUCCUAGCCUGUGCAACUUAGUCUAACUUCCUUUUUUUCUCUUUUUUUUUGGGCCACUAAUUUUGAGUUAGUUUUCUACGCAAUCUUGUAGUAAGCCGAUAAAAGAAACGAUAACAUCCCAAAAAUAGUCGCAUAGUGGACUUCGGCCCAAAACUGAUCCCGUCUCCCUGCGCGAUUAUGCGCAUCCUCAAAUGUAGCUAAAGCAAAUUGUCAAGAGUCAGUGCAAAUGGUCGCAGAAAUAUGGCGCACCUCCCAGAAACCUGUCUAUCAAAGUGCCCUAUUAUUCACAGACCCGCCUUAAAAUCAGUCGCUGAUUUGUUCCUCAGAACCGUGAUUACCAAGUGAUGCCGAGUGACUUAGAAGCCUGGGAAGAUAAGAACGGAAAGAUUCCUGAUGACAUCAUAUUGCUUCUGUUUUUUGACUGGGGAAAGCGUUGGCCAGAUAAACUAACUUACCUCGGUACUGACACGAAUGACACGUCCUUGCUGCAUUUCCCGGGUAGGUUAAUCUACACCAUCACUUCAUUUUUUUUUGGUUUGUUCUCUGAGGGUGUUACCUGUAGUGACUCCAAACUUCGGCUUGGGUUGAUAACACACUCCUCCCUUCCUCGCUGUACAUGCAUUAUUCUUCAUCCUGCACAACUCGCCCACUUUUUGUUUUAUCUUCUAAUUCAAUGUUAAUGAGACAAUCGAGUGGAAGAUGCCCGUUGGGGAAGAUGAAAAGGGGUUUCUUUCUUUUCCCACUCUUUCUUUCCCAUCGUCCUAUUUGCUAAGAUGCCCUAAUAGUCCUCCGCGAACCUUCCGUGGCCGCCAACAAAUAAUAUGAAAGACGACUGGGAACGAGUCAACUUCAUCAGGCAUCAUCAUCAUCAUCAUCAUCAUCAUCAUCUUCCCCUCCCCCUCCCCCUCUUUCUUUUUAGGCUCUCGUUGAAUUUUUCGCGCUGUAAAACGAAAAAUCCCGUUCCUCAUACUCAGCCUCAUACAAAUCAUCGUCAGUAAAGUUACAUAGGUACAAAAGCCAAUUUAGAUUUCUUUGUUCCAUGAUGUUUUCUUUGCUUUUUAGACUACUUGUGUACACAAUGUGAAUACCAUUCCUAUUCAAGACUUUCAACUUUGUGCACUGACAGGGCUCCUGGUACAAUCAACUGCUGUCGACUAAGUAAUAAACAAAAACAUAAAAUAAAGAAAUCUGUUGGGCCUUCAGGAGAUGACUAUUACACUUCUGCAUUGAAAUUAUGUCCAAAUUAAUUGCUAAUCAUUUAUACCUGAAGUAUUUUUGUAUGUUUGCAUGUAGGGAUACACCCUAAUGCCUCCCGUUGGUUGGUAAAAAAUCGCAAGAUCAAGUUGAUUGGUGUAGACACAGCAUCUAUCGACUACGGACAAUCGACACUUUAUGAAUCACAUCAAAUUCUUUACGAGAGGAAUAUUCCAGGCCUAGAAAAUAUCGCCCACAUGGACAAGUUACCCAUAAAAGGCUUCACGUUGUACGCAGCUCCAAUGUUUAUCACUGGUGGUAGCGGAGGGCCUUGCAGAAUCUUUGCUCGUCUGGAUAAAGAAGACUGCACUGUGAAUGCUGCUAUCAGGCUGAGAAGUGUGAACAUUUUUCUGGUUACAACUGUUUUCAUGUUCUUGAUUUUUCUGUAAUUUUCUCUAUUGUUGCAAUGGAAGUGUGUGUGUGUGUGUGUGUGUGUUUUUUUUUGUUGUUUUGUUUUUUUUUUUUCGAUUACACAGUGCAUCGCAAAUGGUCAGUUCACUUUAAUAUUGCUCUUUAAAAGACGUUUCUGCAAAUGAUCAUCCAUAGCAGGUUUCGAUCAGUCUGAAUAGAAGCACGAGGAGCCGCAAGAGGUGAUAUUUUUGCACGGCAUCUGGCGGCACAUCAAAGAAUUUGGAAUUGAAGGGCAAAUUCCUAGAAUAUCUUCGCCAGUUAAGCUAGAGAAAAGGUGUUAAAAAACCUCAGGAUCCAAAACAACACGUCAAUCAAAAUAUCACUUGGACCUUUUCGCUAAUGAAGAGCUAUCACGCGGCUAAGCUUGAAUUAGACAUACAUUGAAAUAGGAACUCGUGUCAAUAAAGUAUCUUAAGUGAGUGGGAAUCGCUCCUAGUUAAAAAACUGGUUCACAGGGAUAUGAAUCUCUUCUAGUUAAGAGAAGAGAAUCAGAAGUGCUUUUCAUGCAGGAACAGGUUUUCUUCGGGCUAACUACAAAACUUCAGCUUAUUUCACUCCUUGACAUUGUCAAAGCGCAUUUUGUAAAGAUAACUUUUUCCGCUUUAUCAGCUUUUUUUAUAUUCUAUUCCAUUAAUGUUUAAUCUCCCUCAAAAAGCCAAAUAAUAUAAAUGCUGUUGUUAAAAAAAGCGUUUUACCUGUUUUUGUGAAUUCGCUACCCAAAGAUCACUAUGCUCAAAGGACAGGGCAAAAUUUCCAGGAGAGAGGCAUUAAUUUUUUUUCCCACGAGGUUACAAAGAGAAAAUGCAAUGAUUAUUGUUAAUGUAACCAUCAGGUAUACUCUACCCACGAGGUUACGGACAGCAAAUGUAGUGAUUAUUUUUAAUGUAACCAUCAGGUAUGUUCUACCCACGAGGUUACAAAGAGAAAAUUCAAUGAUUAUUAUUAACGUAACCUUCAGGUAUGUUCUACCUACGAGGUUACAGAGAGCAAAUGCAGUGAUUAUUAUUAAUGUAACCGUCAGGUAUAUUCUACCCACGAGGUUACAAAGAGAAAAUGCAAUGAUUAUUAUUAACGUAACCUUCAGGUAUGUUCUACCCACGAGGUUACAGAGAGCAAAUGCAGUGAUUAUUGUUAAUGUAACCGUCAGGUAUAUUCUACCCACGAGGUUACAAAGAGAAAAUGCAAUGAUUAUUAUUAACGUAACCUUCAGGUAUGUUCUACCCACGAGGUUACAGAGAGCAAAUGCAGUGAUUAUUAUUAAAUGUAACGGUCAGGUAUAUUCUACCCACGAGGUUACGGAGAGCAAAUGCAGUGAUAUUAUUAAUGUAACCAUCAGGUAUGUUCUACCCACGAGGUUACAAAGAGAAAGUGCAAUGAUUAUCAUUAACGUAACCUUCAGGUAUAUGUUCUACCCACGAGGUUACAGAGAGCAAAAGCAGUGAUUAUUAUUUUAAAUGUAACCAUCAGGUAUGUUCUACCCACGAGGUUACAGAGAGCAAAUGCAGUGAUUAUUAUUAAUGUAACCAUCAGGUAUGUUCUACCCACGAGGUUACAGAGAGCAUGCAAAUGCAGUAACAAUUAUUAGAUUUUAGUGCAACUAUCAGGUUGAGUUUCUCCAUUAAAAGAGUUUUUUGCUAGGGUUAAACAAGUUUGGCUUUCAUGAGUUUCAAGGUGCAAGAAAUUAUCAGUAUAAUUAUAGCACACAAACAUUGUCAUCUAUAUUCUUCGCACGUAGCCGGAAUAAGCCAAGAAAUGAAGCAUAUAUAACGAAAAAUCGUCCUCAGAUGAUCUCCAUAUUAAGUAAAUGAUACUAAACGUUGCGAAAGAAAUUAUUGUUUGUAUCCGUCCUAUCCAUCGUAAAAGCGAGGGGUCAUCGCAUGACAUCCGGUAUAUUAAACAGAGGUAAUACUCACGGGUUUCACGAGUUGUAUGCACUAUUUUUCUCCGAGAAACAAAUUUAAACUUCAAUUCUUACCUUACAGUAGUCCGUUCUUUUACCUUGCAUUCGACAACAAAUCCGUUAAAGGCGAACAAAGCGAUUCCGGCACUCUUCUUUAUGAUGAGUAGCAAGCCGCAGGAACUGAAGCCGCUUGACUGAAGUAAAAUCCACCGAUAUUCGCGGCAUGCUCACUACAAAUAUAAACAAACGUCGCGGAGAAAAAAAGACGAGGAGGAAAAAAUGCCAGAUCUUCGCCUCGGCAAUGUAUUCCAGCUACCAUGCCGGCGUAUCUCCAGAAGGAGGACUCGACGUGGGACAAACCCUGUGAUCUUUUUUUAGAAGCCCUUUGCGCGCAAACUAAUUUAUUCUGGCGCGAGAUGAAGAAUAUGUAUACUGAAAUCUAAUCCACGACAAGAAGAUUUUCGCACUGUAGCGCGACAUAUUAAAUGCCUAUCUUUACAAGUACGCGGAGAAAGUGGUCCACUAGUUUAACUUUUUUAUGAUUAAUUUUUACUCCACAAAAGCAAAAUGAAAUGUUUUAUCUCUAUGGUUUUUACGUGCCUGAUUGGAAGGCAGAAGUAAAUUCAUCAUACAGACCCCAUCAAAAUGAAAGUACACGAAUGAAACGGAAUAAGUCUGGGACGGUUUAGUUUCUACCCAGCAGCUUCUUUGCUUUUAUAACAAAAAUUUAAUGUUGCAGUCUGUUUUAAACGUUGGCAUAUCAACGCACACAGUCACUGAAUGAAAACAACAAACACGAUCACGUUCUUCGAAACCGACCAGACGCGCGCGACCUACCACUGUUAUGGUAAGCAAUUAUCCUGAAGGUGUUAAUGUUCCCGUGACAGUCUUCGCACUGAAGGUGUAAAUGGUAAACCGAACGGUCGCUUUGAUCAUCAGAAAGACCUGUCAACUUUGAUGAUUUAACUGAUUAAAUUACGGGACAGAAAUUUUACUGCUUGCGGCUCAUCGUGCCUGUGAUGAUGACCAUUUUAUGGGUGCAAAAAUUUAGUUCGAGUUAGCGGGGAAUUCGAGUUAUCCGAGUUCGAGUUAUCGAGGUCCUACUGUAGUUUAUCAUAAGUUAUGCUAAAUUGGUAACAGAACUUCGCGUCUUCCAAUUCGAUCUGUAAUCAUACCCGCCGGCUUAAACAAAUCGGAUUUUGUUGAUCAUUCGUAUGAUUACAGAGAGAACUGGAGUCAACUCAGUCCCAUGACCAUUAUGAAUGGUCAGAAUGGUGAAAUGUACUUACUAUAUAUGACAGGAAGUAAAACUGGAAAAUAAAGUGAUCAUUGACUCAUUCAUCCACUUAAUAUGCAUGCAUUUAUUAACAUAACUAUGGUUAAACCC